This is a messenger RNA of Vanessa atalanta (red admiral), 2501 nucleotides long. Its product is annotated as fatty-acid amide hydrolase 2. NCBI's taxonomy places the organism in Eukaryota, Metazoa, Arthropoda, Insecta, Lepidoptera, Nymphalidae. The record is from RefSeq and is a predicted model, not a curated record. The coding region runs from base 179 to 1759 and encodes 526 amino acids. The transcript has 6 exons.
ACGUAUUCACUGUUUAAGUCGAAUAUCAACCGUGGAAGAAACGGUUGUGUCGCUUUGUAGAGCACUGUGAUUAGUAUAAUAAAAAGUUAUUUACGUAGCAAUACUGUGUAAAUUGAAUAAAGUAAGGAAGUUAAAACAUUACUAAGUGUCUAAAAAAAAUAGUUUGUUAAUCGCUAAAAUGACUGUAACUGAAAUAAAAACUAGACCAAUCCGAUUCAAAUUACGAUUGUUGAGUGCAUUACGUGCGAUAUUAGAUUUGGUUACAAGUUUUUUCUUCAAAUUGUACUAUGGAUCAGAAGGGAAGAAGUUACCGGCAAUAACAGAUGACAUUCUUAAACAACCGGCUACAGAAGUCGCUAGAAAAAUAAGGACUAAGCAGAUAACCAGCGUCGAUGUUGUUGAAGCUUGUAUACGAAGAAUAAAAGACAUAAAUCCCAUAGUAAAUUGCUUUGUAGAAAACCGCUUUGAAUUAGCAUUACAAGAAGCGAAAAAAGCUGAUGAAAUUGUAAGAAGCGGUACAAAAACUGUCGAACAGUUGUUGCAAGAGAAGCCCUUUUUGGGGGUUCCUUUUACAACAAAAGAUUGUGUUGCUGUUAAAGAUCUCCAUCAAACCGCAGGAGUAGUUUUAAGGAAGGACUAUAUAGCCGAAGAGGAUGCUGAAGUAAUUAAGCUGUUAAGAGAAAAUGGUGCAAUUAUUAUUGGGUUGACAAACGUACCAGAACUCUGCAUGUGGUGGGAAACUUAUAAUAACAUACAUGGCAGAACGAAUAAUCCAUACAAUACUACAAGAAUUGUUGGCGGAUCCUCGGGCGGUGAAGGAUGCAUUCAAGCUGCUGCGGGCAGUUGCUUUGGAAUAGGUUCUGACAUUGGGGGGUCCAUUCGUAUGCCCGCUUAUUUUAAUGGAAUAUUUGGACAUAAGCCCUCAAGAAAAGCAGUUUCCAACCAUGGGCAAUAUCCGACUUCAGCUACAGAAAUGCAAGGCGACUUUUUAUGUAUUGGACCAAUGACAAAAUAUGCUGUUGAUUUAAAACCUAUUCUCAAGAUUAUAUCAGGAGAAAAUUGCAAGAAACUUUACUUGGAUAAGCCUGUCGAUAUAGGAAAAAUAAAGAUCUUUCAUCAGUUCAGCAAUAAUGCUCCAAUGGCAACCAAAGUAGAUCCAGAAAUUAUCACCGCUAUGGAAAAAGUUGUCGAAUAUUUUAAAUUAAAAUACAAAAUAACAAGUGAAGAGAAAAAAAUUGAACUACUUGAAAGAUCUUCUCCAAUUUGGUUUGCUACUAUGAAAAGCAACAUACCAUUUGGGUCAUAUAUUAUAAAAGAUUACACCUACUGUUCAAUAUUUCGAGAAAUAAUUAAAAGUUUGUUGGGUUUAUCUGGAAACACUUUGAUUGGGCUAUUUACUGCUUUGGUUGAUUAUGAAGUAGUAGAUCUCGAAAGUGAAAAAUAUAAACACUAUAGAAGGUUACGUGAUAAUUUAGAGGACAUUUUCAAAGAAAUGUUAGGAGACAAUGGUAUAUUCAUCUAUCCCGCUCACCCAACCCCUGCGCCAUAUCAUAAUCAGCCAUUGAUGAGGCCUAUGAAUUUCAUGUACACAGCGAUAAUAAACAGCCUUGGCUUCCCUGCAACUACGAUUCCUUUAGGUCUCAGCAGUGAAGGGCUUCCUAUUGGUAUACAAGUAAUUGCAAACCAUAACAAUGACAGACUGUGUCUGGCAGUUGCUGAGGAGUUAGAAAAAGCAUUUGGAGGGUGGAUAGAACCAUGAAAUAAAUCGACUUCUCUUUAAAAUAUAUUCUUCAUAGACCAUUUAAAACAAAAUAUAUUUUCGAAAAUUUUAUCUGUAAAACAAAAAUAUUAAACAAUGUAUUUGUUAUUUGCUUUAUAUAAGCUAGUAUAACAGAUCAGAAUUAAUGAUACAAAAUAUGCCACAUCACACCACUAAUAGGUUUAACUAGUAAGAGUGGGCUAAAAGGUAAUAAGGAAAAAUGUAAAUAAUAAUUUGAAAUACACAUUCUACAAUGUUUUAAUAUUUAAAUAGAUAUUUUUUUUUAAAACAACUUAGCUUAUAACAAUACAAUAAUUUUUAAUAACUUGCCGUUAUUUAUUCCGUUUUGAAUAAAUAUUUAAUAAGUUUAGAUUAUAUAAUUAAAAAGGUGAGGAAUUAAAGAUAGCUAUUGAAUAAAAUUUAACCAAUGUAUUUAAUGUUUAUAAUUAGUGGUGGUUAACUUGGCAUAGCCAGGUCACAUAAUUGCAUAAAUUAUCUUAAUGCAACAUCAGUAAUAUUCCACUUGUAUCAAUUGUUUAUGAAUAAGCAAAUAGUUUGACUUUUUGAGGUUUUUGACGAGAAAAUUAUACAACUUAUUUUUUAUAUUUCCAUGUUCACCAAUUAAGAUAAAUAAUGCAAUGUUGCUACAUGAAUAUGCUUAACUUAACAAAACUCUGUCAUAGCUCAAGUCUUAGAAUUUUCUUAUGAAAUGAUAUAAUUUAUUAAAAAGUAUACUUUUCAA